Molecule: messenger RNA, 4134 nt
Organism: Hydra vulgaris (swiftwater hydra)
Lineage: Eukaryota; Metazoa; Cnidaria; Hydrozoa; Anthoathecata; Hydridae
Product: coiled-coil domain-containing protein 18
Source: RefSeq, a predicted model, not a curated record
AAAAAAUGGCAAAUAGUUAUCCUCCUGUUCUUACUAUUGCUGAUUUGACACCGCCACUUUUUGAUACAGAUAGUGAAACUUCACUUAAUUCAAUUCGAUCAAGAAAGACACCAACCUUUUAUUCAACAAUUUCAGAUGUGGAAAAAGGUUCUGCUUCAAAAACUAGAGAAGUUCACUCUAUUAUUCAAAAUACCAAAAACCAAUUUACUCAUGAAAAAGAUAAAGAGCAAAAUAUACUUAGAAAACAGUUGUCUUCAAAAAAUGAAGAAAAUUUACUGUUACUCUUGCAAAAUAAGAAGUUAAUGAAUGAAUUGGAGAAUGCUAGUUUUUGUAUUCAGCAAUGUCGAUUAGAGAUAAAAGAACAACAGAGCCUUAAAGAUCAGGUAUUUAUUCAAGGAGAAGAACUUAACAUAAAAAACUAUGCUAUUAAGGAACUUGAAAAACUUAUUACUGAAUUACGUCAGCACACUUGUGAAAUUGAAGAUCAAAAUGAGAAUUUAAAAGAAGAACAUGAUCUUGUGAAUCAAAAUUUAAAAUCACUGAAGAGACACUGUGAAAACCUUGAAAUGAAAGUGGAUCAAUUAAACAAAAAAAAUAAUGAUCUGCUAAUUACACAUGAAAGCGACAUAGCCAUGAUAAACAAGCUAACAAGCUAUAAUAAAGAAGUUGAUGAAAAAUGUGUUGCUAUUUCAACUGAAAAUAAAGAUUUCUGCAAAAAGCUUAAAGAAGCAGAUUCAUUACACCUGAGAUUAAGAGAUGAGAUUAACAAUCUAAAUUCUAAAUCAAUUGAAGUCACAGCUUUAACAGAUGAAAUUUUGAAUUUUAAAUUCGAGAUUAAAAAAAAAGAUGAAAAAAUAUCUGAAUAUGAAGAUGACAUACGAAAACUGAAACUGCUUGUUUGUGAGAAAACAAAAAAUUUGAAAGAUGGUAAUGAUCUUCUCCCGCAACAACUAACUAAUGAAGAUGUUAAAGAUUUUAACAAGAUACAAGCAAUUAAUGCUGACCUGCAGUUAAAGUUAGAUAUGAAAGAUGCUGAAAUUCAACGUUUGCAAACUGCAACCAUGUCAAGCUCUUAUGAAAAAAUUGAUUCCUUCAAUUUAAAGGGAGAAAACAGUUUGUAUGUGUUGCGUGCAGAAUUGACUCCAUUUAUUGAUAAAGUUCGAUAUAAUGAAAAAGUUCGCUGUGAACUUGAUCAUAAAAUAGCCCAGCAACAUGAAGAUAUUGCUAAACAAGCGGCUCAAGUUAUUGAAUUGACUGGGAGAUUAGGCGAGAAAGAUAUGCUAAUUGACUCAUUAGAAAAUAAGUUAAAUGAAAGAAACAACAAUUUAUUUCAAUUGCAAAGGGAAAAAGAAAAACUAUUACAUCAGCAAAUAUCAAACAAAGAAACAAUACAGUCAUUAUCUUCAUGUUUAAAAUCUCAUCAAGAAGAUUAUCGUACCACAGUUUCAGAGCUUGAAAAAAAAAAUUAUGAAUUAGAUAUACUAGUCAAAAGUUACUCAGAAAAAAUUACUCAUUUGGAAAGUCUUCUUUUAGCUCAUGAUGAGGAAACCAAAGCAACAGACAGUUUAGUUACCAAGAUAAAGUUACUGCAUGAAAAGCAUUGUAAAGAACUGGAACAACAAAUUUUAGGUUUGCAAAAUAAGCUUCAACAGGAAAUCUUAAAAGUGGAAAGUCUUGAAAAGAAAAUUAAAUUGUAUUUAAAAGAUGGCAAGUCAAAAAGCAAAGAUAUACAACAUCUACAAGAAUAUGUAGCAAAAAUGGAACAGUUAUUAAAUGAGAAGAAUAACCUAGUUGAACAAUAUAAAGAAAAACUGCAAAAACAAUCAGAUUCAGAGAAAGAUCGUGCUUUAUAUUGUGAAACCAUUAUUACAAAAUACAAAUCUGAUAUUGAACAGAAAUGUAAAGAGUAUGAGUCCAAAGAACUUGAAUAUAAAAGUAAACUUUUGGUUGUUGAAAAUGAACUUAAAGUUUCUAAAGAUGCAAUAAGACAUUUUAAUGGUGAAGUUGCAACCAAAAAUAAACACAUCGAAGAACUUAAAAAGUCAUGUGAAGAAAAUUUUAAAAUGCUAAAAGAAAGUAAUAAAAGAAUUGCUGAACUAGAAGAUGCUCAUGAAGAAGAAUAUACUUCUCUUCGAGAAUCAUCAUUGCAUGAUCAAAUACAGCUAAAAGAUGAAUUAGCUAAGCUGAAGACAGAAAAGUUAGUAUGUCAAAAGGAGUUGCAGUUAUACAGAAAUCAAAUCCAAGAGUUGACUUCAACUCUAGGAGAUGCUAAACUUCAAUUUGUAACUUUAGGUAACGAUUUAGAUAAGAAAGAUAGUAAAGUUUCUGAGCUGGAAGCUGCACUUGUUAAGAAAGAAAAGGAAAUUGAAGAAUCGAAUAGCAUAAAUAAAAUUCAAAUAAAAGAGCUUAGUUUAAAUAAAAAAAAGAUUAAAGAGUUAGAAAAAGAUAUCAGCUGUAAAGAUAAAACAAUUAAUGUACUACAUGAAGAAAAGAAUGAUUUAUUCAAAAAGUUAGAAAAAUUAGAAGAGAAGUGCAACAGAAUUUCUUCAACUUGUUUCACUGCUGAAGAAAAUUUUAAGGAAGCUAAAAAAGAGAUUUUGUUGAAGCAUGAAGCACUUUCUAGAUGUGAAAGAAUGUUAGCAAUCAGUCAAGAUGGAUUGACAAUCAAGGAAAAAGAGCUCAAUGAUUAUCACAUGAGGGUCACUGAGCUCCAAGAAGUCCUAGAUCAGCAACAAUGGAGUUUAAAGGAAAAGGCUGCAAUGUUUACUCAGUUGGAUAUGAAUAUUAAACAGCAACAGAGUGAAUGGCAAAGCAAAGUUGAACAUCUCAAAUUAUAUAAUGCACAAAUUGAAAAAGAACUAGAAGAUAAAAACAAUAAACUUAACGAACUUUCUAUUGUUGGUUCAAAUUUAAAAAGAGAACUUGACUCAAGUUCUAAAAGAUGUCAAGAAAUGGAAAGAAUGCUCAAAAUCCAAGAAGAGGCAAACUUGAAUUCUAGUGCAGAAUUGAAAAUUAUUAAAGAAGAGUUAGAAAAAUGUCAAGUUGAAUUUAAAAAGAAGAUGGAGUCAGAAAUUCAGCUUGCUCUCGUGAAGCAAAAUAAUGAAAUUAAUCAGUUGCAACAAAAACUUCAUAAAACAAGUUGUGAAUGCCUGAUAGCUCAAAAAGCUGCAACAGAGAUUUCCCAAGAAGUAGAAAAUCUACGCAAUACUUUAUCUUUAAAAGAGAAAGACUGCAGUCGAUUAGCUAGAGAAUUAGGUGCGUGUCAAAUGAGAGAAGCUCAAGAAAGAGCCAAAUUUAAUCAAGAGCUUAAUCAAGCUUCAAAAUACCACCAAUUAGAAAUUAAUCAUCAAAACGAACAGCUUGAUUCACUUCGCGGUGAUCUCGAUCUUUAUUCCACAUCACAUCAACACCAAGUUUUAAACUUGCAACUACAGUUGCAGCGUAAAUCAGAGGAACAUCAUCUUUGUGAGAGAGAUUUAGAACAUUACAAAAUUCGCACAAGUGAACUUGAGGAUUGUUUAAAGGCUGGAGAAAAUCAGUUAAAGGUGGAAAAGGGACGGUCCAGAGAGCUUAACGAGUGUCUUGUACUUAAAGAUGCGGAGAUUGCAAGAUUAUCGGCUCGUGUUUCUGGCUUUGAACGUAAUUUAUUAAUGCAGCAAAAUAAUUUUGACCAAGAGCCCAGGCCACUGGGCUCUGAUGAUAGUAUGUCGUCUGAGAAAUCCCAAGAUAUAUUUUUACCUUUAAGUGCAGUUGAUUCCACAAUGUUCAAAAAUCAGAAAGAAUCGAUCACUCAACGCAUGCGUAUUAUUUCCCCUGUUCGGGAACUCACGUUUGAUGGUUUAGAUGAAACAUCAGGAAGUUACUCAAAUGAUAUUUUUUCUGAUGCUAAUUUGACGAGUGUGGGUGCGUUGUCAAUUAGCUCAUUUUCUACGUGAAUCCAUCUUUUUCUUUUUACUUUUAUUUUUCCUAAGCAUUCUUUGCUAUGUAAAUUUUCAUUUUUCCGACAUCCUUUUUUGCACGCUUUUGUUUAUAGAAAAAAAUAAAAUGUUUUAUAAUAAAUCAAAAUUUUCCCUUUAGGAAUACUAUUUUCGUUCAUGUAUAAACUUAAUAAUUAAAAAAAUAUAAUGAAAAUAA